GGGAGAUCAGUGAUUAACUGAGGUUAGUGACCCAAGGGGUACCCACGCAUCCCUGCACGGGGUCCGGACAGGAGGCUUUCAAGUUUCAAUGCAGCUUUUUGUAGCUGCACUGGCUGACCAUGGGGACGGUUAAUCGUGACUGUCCGAGUCACUUUGACCUGUACAGAGUGUGGACUGCCGCAUCAUGUAACUUGUCACCGCCUAUUGAUCAGAUCCGAAUCACGCCAAGCCCAUGUUCACCGGCAGUGUCGUUUCGCGACUCCGAACCUUCACAUAAGUACCAGCCUCACUACAUAACGCGUGCCCUUUAUAAUAGUGAGGUACAAGGAUCACACCAUAGUUCGAUUCCCUUACCCCUUCUAGUGUACUUAGUCCAUGGCAGAGCGUAGGGUUGCCCAUGCUCGACAGAGCAGCAGUAUCACAGGCAGUCAAAUCAUCCCUCAGGAAUGCAUCGGGCAACACUCACCCAAACCGCUCUCGGCCACAGAAACAGGUCCAGUUGAUCCUAAGGAUCUCGAGACUGGUGGCGAGCUUCUGGAACCGAGAUUGAAAACCAUCUGGCACCGUUUCCUUGGACGAGGCAGGAAACCUGUCGGCGUGAUGAAGAGUAUAAAAAAGAUAUAUGGGUGUUCAUGGCUCAAUGUGCUGCUGCUCCUGACGCCGGUAGCAUGGUGGGCACAUUUCGACCAGCGUUUCGCUGACAGUCAUACCGUUGUUUUUUCACUUUGUCUCUUGACAAUUAUCCCGCACGAGUGCUUGUUCGACUACUGCGGUGAACAGAUGGCUUUGUAUUGUGGCCAGGAUUUUGGCAACUUGCUCACGAUCACUUUGAACAAUGCGGUUGAGGUGACCCUCGCUAUCAUGCUCCUGCUCAAGUGCGAACUCAAACUGCUUCAAUCGACCAUCACUGGUGUGGUCCUAUUGCACCUUCUCCUUGUUCCUGGAGCCGCUUUUCUGACAGGCGGUGCCGAAAUAUGGGAACAGGACCUGCACCCUAUCCACACCCAACUCAAUCAUACUUUGCUUACUGUUGGAGUGUUGGCCCUGUUAUUGCCCGCUGCAUUCUAUGCAGCUAUAAGUGGUAGUACUUCCAAUGCGAUACCGGCCAAUGGCGAUCUCCCGGACCUUACUAGCAGCACCCAAAUUGAUUUCUUGCGCAUGAGCAGAGGGCUUGCAGUGUUGCUCCUUCUUAUAUACAUCUGUUCGCGGAUUUUCUAUCACAACCCUCCUGGUGCUGGAAACAACUCGUUGACCCAUGUUUUGACACCCCCCGAAUACAAGGCUCGCGAGGCAAAACUAGAGCGAGAGGAGCCUGAGGUUAACCAAUGGGUUUGCAUCUGCUUCCUGAUUCUCGACAUUGCGAUUGUGGCUGUGACCUCAGAAUGGUUGGUGGACAGCAUCGAGCCUGUGAGGAAUGUUUCCGGCAUCACGUCGGAGUGGUUCGGCUUGGUCCUCUUACCCUUUGCUUCCUUCUCAGCGGAUGGUGCCGUUGCAGCAGGCUACUUUUGCCACAAGACUCUUCGUCGAGUAUGGUCUAAGACCAAGGAUCCCGGCGAACCACCCAAUACUAUGGCCAAAGCUGAAGCUAUUGACUUGAGCAUUCAGUUCAUCCUGCUCUGGAUGCCGUUCCUAGUUCUGCUUGGCUGGUGGACCGGAAAGCCUUUCAACUUGCUAUUUGAUUUCUUUGAAGUAGCACUACUCCUAGGUGCCUGCUUCCUUGUCAAUUUCGUAACUGCCGACAGUAAAACAAACUGGGCAGAGGGAUUCAUUUUGUUGUCAUUUUAUGCCAUGAUGGUGCUUUGUACUUGGUAUUAUACGGGAGAAUCUGAUAUAAGUAGUUUAUUACUUUGUUCGGGAGAGACUGAAACAAGUACUUGAAAUCCAUGUUGCAAACUUGUACUCACAUUCCUCGCACAUUACAGUAUCCUACAUACCAUUUUCAAACCCUAGUGUACA
Suillus subalutaceus is the source of this 1956-nucleotide messenger RNA. RefSeq lists its product as uncharacterized. The coding region runs from base 376 to 1878 and encodes 500 amino acids. Gene Ontology annotation, biological process: calcium ion transmembrane transport; intracellular calcium ion homeostasis. NCBI's taxonomy places the organism in Eukaryota, Fungi, Basidiomycota, Agaricomycetes, Boletales, Suillaceae. The transcript has 12 exons. Gene Ontology annotation, cellular component: fungal-type vacuole membrane. The record is from RefSeq and is a predicted model, not a curated record. Gene Ontology annotation, molecular function: calcium:proton antiporter activity.